Adelges cooleyi (spruce gall adelgid) is the source of this 2923-nucleotide messenger RNA. RefSeq names its product heterogeneous nuclear ribonucleoprotein L-like. Gene Ontology annotation, cellular component: nucleus. Gene Ontology annotation, biological process: regulation of RNA splicing. Gene Ontology annotation, molecular function: mRNA binding. The record is from RefSeq and is a predicted model, not a curated record. Bases 869 to 2152 code for a protein of 427 amino acids. The transcript is spliced from 2 exons. Lineage: Eukaryota; Metazoa; Arthropoda; Insecta; Hemiptera; Adelgidae.
CACCGGCCGCCGCCUGCUACUAGGGGUUCGUAAAAUACGGUCGAUAUUGUUGUUCUUUUAUUGUUAUACGUAUAUUAUUAUAAUAAUAAUAAUGCGGCCCGCCAUCUGCAUCACCGCCUUGACGGCGGCAAAUGUCGAGUACAGCUGUGUGUGUGUGUGUGUGUGCCGCAAAAGUACUGCGCGCCGAAUGCUUUAUGCCGCUAUAAUAUUAUGUGCUUUACGGCCGUGCCGGUAGUCGAACGGCGCACGGCGCCUGAGUAAUUAUUGCCGUGCCGCCGUCAAUAAUUUGUUCCUAGGUUCAACUCCGUCGUGUUCAAUAAUAUAAUAUUGAUAGAUACACGCACACACGCACUCUAACUACAUUAUACAUUUUAACAUAUAAAUAUACCUAUUGUAUAUAUCUGUAUUGUACUCCCGAAGAGAUACAGAGAGACAAAAUGGCGUCAGAUUGAUGAUAGCGAUUUGCUUAAUAUAUAUUAUUAUAAUUUUUUUUUAAUUCUUUACUCUUCUAGCAACGAUAAGUGUUUAAAACUUAAAAAAAAUGAGUUCCAUCAAUCUGUGUAUCGUUAAUUAUUUUUUAGUGUAAUCGAACAAUUGUUUUCUCCCCGGCGCGUUUCGCGUUUCGUCCACCUAAAGAGUGCCAUGUAGUCCUUUAACGGUUUUUUAAGUGCGGUAUAAUUUUUUUUUCCAUUAUGUUUUAAUUGCAAUCCCUCCGGACUAUGUCAAUUGUUAUUGUUGUUAAUCAAACGGUUUUUUGAAAAUAUUUACAUUGAAUUAAAAGUUAUAUUUUGUUGUUGUUUUUUUGUUAAUUGUUGAGUGAUUUUAAAAAAUUUUACUCGCACACGGCAGCGGGCGUUGAUCGAAGAAAAUGAUGGCGUUUAACCACUAUGGGUACAGCAGUUUGAGAAACGAACAGUCUAACAAGCGGCUGAGAACCGACUACGAGAACCAGGACGCACGGACCAACAGUACCGGUUCGUCGUAUGAAGAUGGCCGUCGCAAGAACGCUGAGACGCAGCCAAACCACAUACUGCUUUUGACGGUCACCAAGGUGACGUAUCCCAUAAACACGGACGUCAUACACACAAUAUCAAAGGACUACGGCAAUGUGCUGCGCAUAGUGAUAUUUAGGAAGCGCGGCGUACAGGCGAUGGUCGAGUACGAAGAGGUGGAUCAGGCGAUGCGUGCCAAGCAGCUCAUGGACGGCGCUGACAUUUAUCAAGGGUGCUGCACGCUCAGAGUGGAGUACGCUAAGCCGUCAAAGCUAAACGUCUACAAGAACGACUCUGAAACAUGGGACUACACGACGCCCACUCCUGGAGAGAAAAAGUCCACGCCCUUGUUGCCGGAUCCACCAAGAGCGCCGUUGAUAUCGACUAGACCCACAUUCCCCAGGUUCGAUUAUGAGUGUAGGUCAGGUCUGUUGACGACACCCCACGAUUUACCCAACAAUAAUUAUGGGGACAGUUAUCCCACGUCUUCUGGACGUUGUGUGCUAAUGGUGUAUGGACUGGACCCGGACAAAGCCAAUUGUAAUCGACUGUUCAAUUUGUUUUGUCUGUACGGUAACGUGGUCAAAAUCAAGUUCUUGAAGAGCAAGGAAGGUUGUGCAAUGGUACAGAUGGACAACGAAAUGUCAGUCGAUAGAUGCAUGGAGAACUUAAAUAAGCUGACGCUCAUUAGCGGCAAUAUGUUGUCGUUACAAGUGUCCAAACAGGUAUAUCUAUCAGACAUCAUGGUACCGUACGAUCUGCCUGAUGGUUCUCCUUCGUUUAAAGACUAUUCCAAUUCGAAAAAUAACAGAUACCAUUCAAAUUCCAAUGGUAAAAACAGGCGUCAGACUCCGUCGAGUGUACUGCAUUACUUCAACGCACCACCAAACAUAUCAGAAGUAAAUUUGAGCCAGACCAUAACUGAAGCGCUGAAAGACUCAAACACUAAAAUAUCGGUGAAAAUGUUUCCCCCCAAAGGAUCCGAGGCCCGUAGCUCAUCAGGGCUCGUUGAGUUUUCAGAUAUAGCUACAGCCGUCGAAGUAAUCAUGGCCGUCAACCAUUGGCCUAUCAAAUGCGAGUCAUCCAAGUUUCCGUACUUACUAAGACUAUGCUUUUCAUCGCUGCCCAAAGGAAUAGGCAACGCAGAGUCUGCACAGUGACAUCACGCUGCUGCUUAAUUAACUACCGUAUCUCAUGUUUGUCAAUUAUUACAAUUUAGUGCAUAUUAUCAGGUUAAUUUUAUAUUUUAAAGAGACGUUGACUAUAUUAUAUUACACAUUUCCUAUUUAAAUAUUUGGAAGGACUAGGGUUAUAAUAAUUAACUUGUCACCCCUUCGAUUGCCUGCCAAAAGUUGAUUAUUUUUUAUUUAUUUGAUUACUUUUUCCUCUAAAUGUUUUUUUUAUGAUCUAGACUUGUCAAUUAUAAACAAAUUAUCCAUAUCUUUUAUAACCUAUUUUACCGUGUAGGAAUAAAUCAUUUUUUUUUCCUUAAGUUUUCGGUCUAAUUUUUUGUUUUAAUAAAUAUUCAAUGACGGGGUGAAUGGGUUGUGGGUCGAAACCAUAAUCUUACCAAUAUAAAAACUGUGGUCCUUAUAAAAAAAAAUGUUUUGAAACUAUAUAUUUUGUCACAAAAUGCUAAUGAAGCGUGCACAUUUUAAAACGAUACUGAAAUAUAUGAUUCCUAUUAUUAAUAUUAAUGUUAUAAAUUAAUUAUGGUAUUGGUUCUAUUUAUUUCAGGGGGAAUAAUUUCCCUCCAGAGAAUUAGCUUGAUAGUAGAUUGUUAUUAUACCAUAUAGAUAUAUAUAUAUAUAUGUAAUACCUAUUUAAUAAUGAAGUAAAGACGGUUCAUUUAUUAUAUUAUAGUUAAUUUGUUUUAUAGAGCUAGAACUAUAGUUGUUUUAUGUUUUAUAAUUUUUGCAACAAUUAUAAAU